AUGAACACAGAUCAUAAUGAAAAUGUUGCACAGAAAGAAAAUGAUGAUCAUGAAAAAAACAAUGAAAAUGUACAACCGGUUCAAAAAAAAAUAAAUGAAUUUAAAUCACACUAUUUGCAACAUUUUCAAUCAAUUUGUUGUCUAGGAAAAGGAGGUUUUGGGGUUGUAUUUAAGGCUCGAAAUAAAUUAGAUGACGGCAAAUAUGCUAUUAAAAGGAUACCUUUUCCAUCACGACAAGAAUCUAGAGACCGUGUAUUACGUGAAGUUAAAGCAUUAGCAAAGUUAAAACAUAAAAACAUUGUAAAAUAUUUCAAUGCUUGGUUAGAAGAACCUCCUAGAAGUUGGCAAGAAGAAAUGGAUAAUCAGUGGAUGCCAAACUCUGAUUGUAUGGACACAAGCAGCAAUAUAACAACUAGUCCAACAGAUACAACUGACUCUCAUAGUGAACAAAAAGCAACUAAACAAUACUUGUACAUACAAAUGGAGCUUUGUCAGAAAUAUAGUUUAAGUGAAAGACUGAAGAAUGAUACUCUUCAUAGAGAAAUGAUAAAUAUUUUAAAUAUUUUUUGCCAAAUUAUAGAAGGUGUUGAAUAUAUUCAUUCACAAAAUUUCAUACAUAGGGAUUUAAAGCCUUCAAAUAUAUUAUUUAUAUCAGAUGACCAAAUUAAAAUUGGCGAUUUUGGUUCAGUUACAAAAAUGAUAACAUCAGAUAUAUGGAAUGAAUAUGAUGAUAAAAAAUGUUUAAAUAAACAACAUACUAAUCAAGUUGGCACACAAUUGUAUAUGAGUCCAGAACAGAUACAUGAAAAACCGUACAAUUCUAAAGUAGAUAUAUAUUCUCUUGGAGUUAUAUUUUUUGAAUUGCUCAAUUCAUUUAAUACUGAAAUGGAAAGAGUCAAAACGUUACAGCAAGUUAGAAAUGGUACUUUUCCUCCUCAAUUUUUAAAAUUGUAUGAACUGAAAACUGAAAAAGACAUGGUAUGCUCAAUGUUAUCGCAAGAUCCAAAAAAACGCCCAACUGCAUCUAACAUUAAAAAUAUGAUCUUAGUGUAUUUGGAUCGGUUCAACCUUCUCAUGCCAGACUCAUGUCCUUUCUAA
This is a messenger RNA of Macrosiphum euphorbiae (potato aphid), 1098 nucleotides long. Lineage: Eukaryota; Metazoa; Arthropoda; Insecta; Hemiptera; Aphididae. The record is from the annotation of a GenBank genome assembly.